AUGCCCUGGUUUCGGGAGCCCCAAGUGAUCCUGUCCAGAUUGGUGGGCCUCAGCACUACCCUCUCCGCCCUGUGGUUCUGCCGCAAAGUGGGCUGCUGGGCGAAAUCGCUCGGCCGCCUAGGAGCACUGAUUCUGCGCUUCGUGCGGCGGGGGCGCCUCUCCCGGCGUCCGCCCGAUUAUGGGCACCUGCUGAUGAUCCCGCUCUACCCAGGAAACCCUCCGUCGCUUCAAGCAGCCAGUGAGUCAGAAAGUUUGGCAGAGAAAGCUCGCUCCGCCAGCCCGGAUGAAGCUCUCGCUCUCCUCGGUGAAGCCGUGUUGCUGAAUCCUCCGGAUGCAAGCUUGCAUUUGGCACGGGCGCAGGCCCAGAACGAGUGUAGAAGGCAUAUUGAAGCUUUGGACGAUGCAGAGCUUUGCGUCUCUUUGGACAGCAAGUGCCUUGAGGGCUGGCUUUGCAAAGGCAAGGCUGAACUCGCCUUGGGCCGAGCAGCGGAUGCAGCCACGAGCUUUCAGGCUGGUUUGGCCCUUGAGCCAAAUCACCCGGAGCUUUUGAGGCAACUCUCAGCAGUGGCACCGGCACCGAAUAUUUUACAGCAAUUCAAAGAGUUAGUCUUUGCAGCUAGGCUUGGCCUUGAAAACUUGUUUCAGACUCUGGAGGACCCUCAGAGGACCACAGAUGCUUUCGUUGAUAGCAAUGCAGAGGUGCUGGAUGCACAGAUCUCAUUGUUGGCACAGACUCUUCACGUGAACACCUCAGUGCUCUUCGACUCCCCGCGGCUCUGCGAUGCUUACGAGCAGAUUGUGCACGCUUGCGCACAGCUGGUGUCUGGCGCCCCGAAAUCCUUUUCGAGAAAGCUGCAGAAUGCCAAGAAUAUUGUGGAGGGACUCAGUCUGGCUGUAAGAAUCGGCUGGCAGAUCCACCAUGGUCUUGCCAAGCACGCCGCCAGCGCCCUGAUCAUCCUUGCCACAUGUCCUGAGGCGGAGGAGGGACUUCGAAGAAUGGCCGUUCGACAGCUCUUGGGAGGACUUCUGCGCUGGCUGGUGGAUGCAAGGCCAGAGCCUGAGCGGGAGGUGGAGGAGGUCUGCGGAUGCAGCUGCGCUGUCCCCUGGAAGGCUGCUGCCUGCUACUUAGAACGACUCUUUGAGAUUGGGACCGGGAGGCCCAUGUCCCUGAUCCAGUUUGAGUGUGAGCAUUGGCCUGACACAGUUCAGCUGUGCCAGUGGCUCACCUUGUCUGUUCGAGACUAUCAUGCCACCCCGCUGGGCCUCGUCGCUCUGCUUCAGAUGCCCGGAGUGGCGGCGAAAGCGAUGAAGACCCAGGCGAGGGUGGACUUCUUCAUCGCGCCCCAUCUCUUCGCUGAGGAGUUCGGUGCUGCGGGAAGCGAGGGCGAGGAGUUCUUCGAGGAAGCCGAGGAUGAGCCCAUGACGAUGGCCAUGGAAUCGGAGGAAACCUGGGAGCUCCCCGCAAGCCGGGCAAACAACGUCCCCUGGUGGAGAGCGGCGCAGAUGAGCCGACAACCCCUGAGAGCCUGGCGACAGCAAAUGCGGUUUGCGGCGGCUGCCGUGGCAGCUACAGCAGCUACAAGCACAAGCGAGAACCGCGAGAACCAGAACGAGCAGAACCAGAACCAAGAUCCCUCCUUGUUUUUUCCAUCAGAGGCGUCUUCGGCUUCAACUUCCUUCAGCCGGGGUCCAGGUGCUGAGAUCUCGAGGAUUCUGGGGAGCGAUCCAAAUCUUGCCAGUAUCCUGAAUGCCGCCUCCUCCGCCGGUAUUCCGACUUUGUUCCGCUGGAUCCCCGAUCCACCGCCACCUCCGCCCCAAAGACUCGGAGAGUGGCUCAUGAAUUCAUUGGGUUAUUUAUUCCUUUUUAUUGAAGGUGAUGCCCUAUUCACGGUCUAUGCCUGCCGGGCUCUCAAGACGCUGGCAAAGGCUGAUCCAGAUGGUGACGGGCAAACAAGACUUCUAAAUGGCAUGUGGCUGGGCGUUCCUUUGCUCAGCAAGCUGUCUCUUGCAGCUUGCACGAACACGGCAGCGCUUGAUUUGCUGCACUGCCUAUUCGAAGCCAAGUGCCCCGUGGCAAGAGGCGGUAUUCGAUGUGCCACACUGUCUUUAGCACAUGCUUUGGCCAGCGAUGCUCUGCCCAACGAGCAUGAGGAUGACAUCCACAUGGCCUCUUCAACCAGCGCUUCGUCGCAGGACAUGCAAGACAUGUCAGAAGAGGCUGAGGUUUUUUCUGGUCUCCAGGGAACAGACGGCGCUGCCCAGGCAGCUCCGGCACCAGAGAUGCUGGGCGAGGGUGGUUUUGCCCAGAACCUUCUUGCAGGCCACGAAGAUGAUCUGGUACCAUCCUGGGCAGAGUUUCACCACGAGCUUUUUCAGGAGCUGGCUUGCCCCACAGACAGGGACCGUGCGACGGAGCUCGUGACCCUCGCGAAUUUUGAAUCGAAGGCCAGCCUCCUGGCGGAGCAGGCAACGGUCCAUUCGCUUGAGCCCCAGACAGAGGAGGGAAGAAGCUAUAGCUUUGCAGCUGUUCCAGCAGCAUGGAACCGAAAUGUCCUGGCAGAGAUGGAUCCAAAGCAGGGAAGUCAGGCCUCGGACGAAGUCCACGGCUCACCACCAGGAUGGCAGACAGUUUCUUCCCAGAGACUGCUCCUUUUCCAUGAGCUAGAUGGCUUCCCGGUGGGCUCUGCUGAAUACCUUCGCGAUGGCCGGAUGAAAGGCAAGGUCGUGCUCAUGUCCAGGAGAUCGAUCCGUUCCAGUGAGAAGGUUCACAAUUGGGCGCAGGCCGUAUCCUCCGCUGAGCAGGCAGGUGCUUCUGCAGUCAUCGUCUUCAACGACCUUGAUGCCAUGGAGCCCUUCCGGAUGGGACUCUUCGGGGAAAAGCUGCCUUCCAUUCCCGCCUUCAUGAUCAGUGGGAAGGACGGAGCGAGCCUGGGCUCACGGUCCCGGGACUCGGAGGUGAUCAUCGUCAGGUCGGUCUUGAGCUCUGCCAGCUCAGCCUCGCCCCCGUUGCCCCGCUCCUCGCCAGCGCCUGCGCCGCCCUCUCCCCCGCCUCCCCCUCCGUGGCCACUCGCAGGCGGACGCAUCGCGGACAUCGCCCAGGCUUGGAGUCUCUUGGAAGCCCUCUCUGCACAUGGCGAGCCUACCGACGAUCUGGAGAAGCUGCUUCAGCGAAUGAGCGUGCCGGAGAAGCGUGUGUGGCUCACGCGCCGGCUGGUACGUCAUCAUCGUGCCCAGCAGGCCACUACGACAGACGCAGACCUCGCAGAGACACCGCUGGCCUUCGUUGAGAGUGACCGAUGGCUAGCACCAGAGAAGCAACUCGCAGCUCUCCGGCACCAGGUGAUGGAGAAGACCGGGCUUGGGAGCGUGGACAUCUGCGGUGAGUUCGAAGUGCGCUUCCGUGGUGAACAGGGGGUGGGAAGUGCUGUGGUCCGGGAGUGGAUGGACCUGGUGGCCAGAGACGUCUAUUUGGUGCCCAAGUUGAGGUUGCUGCGGAGCUAUGACCAACGGCAGACAUUUUGGCCAGAUGCUGCCGCCCCAUUUGUGAACAAGGCUUGGCAGAUGGACUUCGAGAUCCUCGGGUCUUUGAUCGGUCUUGCGCUAUGGCAGAACUGCACACUUGACCUCCCGCUUCAUCCGCACGUCUGCGCCUUGCUCUUUGGAUUUCCAGAAGACCGGCUAACAGCUACGCUGGCCGACAUGGAUGCGGAGCUCUUCCGUCACAAAGUGCAAUGGCUUCUUGCCAACCCCAUCAACCAGCUCGGCAUUGAACUCGGCUUUUCAGACCCUCUCGGGACGGAGGAAGCAGAGGGCGAGGGCGAGGAGGGACAGGAGGGACAGGGAGACAAGGCGAAGGCAGCAGAACCGGAACCGCCUGCAGACUAUGGACCAACGCUGCCAGCUCUGGUCUUUCCAGGGCAGCGCUUGGCUGGUGACGAUCGGAGCUGCGAGGUAGAGCCAUGGCCACUUCCCAAAGUCGGAGCGGCUGAAGUAGCGCUGCAAGAUGCUGUGGAUUCUGUGGAUGUGGUGACGGAUGAAAACAAAGAGACCUUCGUGGAAUUGCUCAAAGACUGGAGGUUGCAGAAGGGCAUCGCACCACAAGUUCAAGCGAUGGCCAAGGGUCUCUCCAAGGUUCUUCCUGUAGAGCUUCGACAGGAGAUGCACAACUUGUUGACCCCAGUUGAAAUCGCACAACUACUUUCAGGGUUGGGAGGCACUCUCUCCGUCGACGACUGGGAGCAACACACUUCUUACACCCACGGUCUGAGCAAGCACAGCGAUGUUGUCAUGUGGUUCUGGCGGGUCGUGAGAGGCUGGGCGGCCUCAGAAGAGGACCAGGAGCUGCUGGUUCAGCUCCUUCAAUUUGUGACGGGCAGCGCGAGGGUGCCUGUGGGGGGCUUCAGCGAACUGGUGGGCUUCAAUGGCGCCAAGCACAACUUCACCCUGGCUGGAGCCCAGAACCAUUUAUCCAAGCAGGCCCUGCCCGUGGCUCACACCUGCAUCUGCACCCUGGACCUGCCCCUAUACGACGACUUCGAAACCUGCCGUCGGAAGAUGACGCAGAUGCUGCGUUUGGGAAGAAGUCACUUCGAUGAAGGAGCUGGCCAGCCAGAAGGGGCGGACGCGGAGUGA
Molecule: messenger RNA, 4632 nt
Organism: Symbiodinium sp. CCMP2592
Lineage: Eukaryota; Dinophyceae; Suessiales; Symbiodiniaceae
Source: the annotation of a GenBank genome assembly